AAGAAUUUUGAAAGUUAUGCAUUGGUUUGUCUUAUUUAUUUAAUCAACAUGUCGCUUUUACACAGUAAAGAAUGUUCAGGUCCUCUUGGUAUGAGUGAUGGUAGAAUCAAAGACUCGCAAAUCACAGAGUCUAGUGUUCAUAGACAAACUACAGCAAAUGGUAAACAGGCUCGUCUAGGUCAGAAUGUUAAACCCUGGGGUGCUUGGUGUCCAGACGUCACUGGAGGAUCAAGUACUGGAAAGAAUUACGACCAGUAUAUUGAGAUUGAUUUGGUAAAUCUGACAACCAUUACCAAAAUUGCAACUCAGGGACGAGAGUUUAGUGAUGGAAAAGAAUAUGCUAUGGAUUAUAAAAUAUCCUACAGCGUUUAUGGUCAAAAAUGGUCAAACGAAACGAAGAUAUAUCCGGGAAACAUGGAUGAGCGCGGUGUUGUUGAACAUGAACUAAAAAAUUCAUUUAAUGCAAGGCUCCUCAGGAUUUAUCCAGGAUACAAGAAAAAAUUCCCCGUGUGUAUGAGGCUGGAGCUGUAUGGUUGUGCAGUUCAAGAAGGUAUUAUUUCCUACUCAGUGCCAGUUGGACAGAAAACCAAGAAUGGAAAAUAUCACUUUAGUGACACAUCUUAUAACGGGAAUAUUUCAAAUGGUUUUUACCAAGGUGGCACUGGAAUACUCACAGAUGGCCAAUUUGCUUCAGUUAACUCGAAAGAUUCCCGUGGUAAAGGUUGGGUGGGAUGGUCUAGUGUAAACGCUUUGUUACCAUAUAUUGAAAUUAUAUUUCAAUUUUUUGGCGUGAGGAAGUUCAAGGAUGUUACACUGACUCUGAAUGUUGACAGGAGACGUAGUAAUGCUGUAUUCAACAAAUCACGGAUAUUCUUUGCUUCAACUGAAGGCAGUUUCCCGAAAACAUUUCUUCAGUAUUAUCCAAAAGAUUAUCCUGCAAAGAAUGGUUGA
Messenger RNA from Dendronephthya gigantea, 951 nucleotides. RefSeq names its product epithelial discoidin domain-containing receptor 1-like. The record is from RefSeq and is a predicted model, not a curated record. The coding region runs from base 49 to 951 and encodes 300 amino acids. The transcript is spliced from 4 exons. Lineage: Eukaryota; Metazoa; Cnidaria; Anthozoa; Malacalcyonacea; Nephtheidae.